Fusarium subglutinans is the source of this 2523-nucleotide messenger RNA. RefSeq lists its product as uncharacterized. The transcript is spliced from 7 exons. The coding region runs from base 1 to 2523 and encodes 840 amino acids. The record is from RefSeq and is a predicted model, not a curated record. NCBI's taxonomy places the organism in Eukaryota, Fungi, Ascomycota, Sordariomycetes, Hypocreales, Nectriaceae.
AUGGGUGAUCCAUUAUCUAUUGCCAGCGGCGUCGCCGGUCUCGUUUCACUCGGCCUUAUCGUCUGCGAUGGCCUUCACACUUACUUCAGCGCUAUCAAGGACAGAAAGGAUGAUCUCGCAAUUGUCACACAGAACUUGGCCCUGUUCAAAUUCCAUAUUUUCGCCGUCCAAUCAAGUGCAUCAAAGCUUGGUCAUCAUCAUUCUCCAGCCAUCAAUGGCCUACAACUUAGUCUGGUCAAUUGCGAAAUGCAGCUUAAAUGUCUUGAAUCGUUACUCAAUGAGUUGAUGCCGACUGAACAUCCAUCGUUGUCCAAAGAUAUUUGGAGAAGACAGAAACUAAUUUCGCGAUACCCCUUUCAUCGCAAGAAGCUGGUGCAGCUGGAAGAGUAUCUCUCACGAGCAAACACUACUCUGAGCAGUUUUAUACAAGCCCUCAACCUACUCGACGUCGUUGGCCCCAAAGUAGAACCUAGUGCCCUUCAACUUCUUUCAUCCCGAGUAGAAGAUGUUGCAGCCUCCAGCAACAACAGUAUUGUGUUGCAGCAGACGGCCGUCGAAGUCGCAGAGUGGAAGACUUCGUUCCCUGGAAAUGAGCGACGUUUCGAGGAUUUCGCCAUGGCUCACUCCAAGUCUCGUUAUCUACAGAAUGCGGAACUAGAAAGAAACUUCUCAGUCGCCCUGCAAGUCCCCUGUAACGUUGUCGAGAACAGCCCAGCUUUCCAACUCUUUCGUAUCCGGCCAGGAACUAUCAAUGAUAUGUCUGGUCCUGAUAAAAGCGGUCUUGGUCCGGGUCAAUUUUCGGAAAGCAUUAUCAAUGAGCUAAAAGCUAUCUACCGAUCCGGCAGGGCAUCACCCUUCGAUGUCGACCAGUUCGGCAAUAACAUUGCCUUCAUUUGUCUACAGGCUUGGUUGGCCCACUUCAGCUACAUGGAGGAAUCAAAGUCCAGUGACAUAACAAUCAAUGCCAUUCGUAAUAUGUUGACCUAUCUGGCCGACAUUGGCGUUCCUAUCGCGGCAUCGAAUUUUUUUCAAGUGUUGGUCACGAACCUCGAUUCAAAUUUUGACCACGCCGGACUUUAUCGUGAUGGGGGCCCGCAGCCUGCGUAUAUCUGGCGUGCAAAUGGAGAACGAGUAGAAAGCGUACGUUCCUUGAUGGACAUGCCCUCAGCGCCUUAUCAUCAUCUCAGACCACUAGACUUUGCUCUAUUCCACAGCAGGACUCUCUGUAGUGCUCCGGACCAGUGGACUGAUUGUGAUGAGUGCACUUGCUGCCUUUCUGUUCGAUUACUGCUCGAGGCUGAUUGCAAUGUUGCAGUCGGUCCAUCGUGUCCCCAGGUCCUAGCUGGUUGUUCCUUGAAGGCUCGAAGAUUGUUCUUUGAGCAUCUCAAGAAUAGGCGUCAGCGAUUACGGAAUCUUGCUAUUGCUGUCCUUUCCGAAGAAACCCUACGUCGAUAUGGAGUUACCGCAAGUUCCUUACCUGACAAGACUGCUCCCCUGAUAUGGGUUGAAUUGCAGGAAACCAAGGAUCGGUGGGAGUCUCUAUCAGUGUGUCUCAGUGAUGGUCUUGAGCCUUACAGAGGCUUUAAACCCGAGAGCUUUUUCGCUUUUCCUCAUGCAUUAAAGGUUGCAGAGUUGGCAGCCGAUUACGGUUUCAUGCCUAAGGAUGAAAGCGGGGUUCCAACACUUCUGUCUGGCAGUCACAUAUUGGAUGUUUCAAGACCUGUCACUAUACGUUAUCUGGAUUGGUUACUUCAGUAUGAUCUGAAGCUAGACCUCUCAUUGAAUGCCUUCCGACUUUCCGCCCUUCAUCGUAUUGCAGUCUUUAUUGGGGACCGGAUACACGAAUCUCUUAAUCAGGCUAAAGCCCUCCAUCUGCCGCUCCAUAACGUCUCUGUAUCGGAGUUGCAAGAUGCAAGGGCAUUGCUAGCAGCGGUAUGCCACAGCGAGGCCAUAUGCAAUAUUCCAUGUCCCUGUUCAUCGGGCAUCUUUAGCCGGCCUUUGGCACAUGUCUUGCCCGCAAUGCUUCUAUAUCAGGAUCGCAGGAACUCGACGUACUUUUUUGAGAACAUGACAGAGAAUAUCGAAUUUGUGGUGCGUUCUAUUGAUCUGUUCAAGCUCUCAACGGUCAGGUUUGAACAGCUCUAUAUGGCGAAAUGCGCAAUUCAUAUUUUGACUAUGAUGUCCUUGAGGGUAAGGCAUUUAUCAAUCUGCAUAAGUGAUGGUGAAUGUUACCUAGAGGAUUCAGAUGAUGAUGAAGAAUGGAGGGAAAUAUUAGACGAGGACCGUGAUUUGAUCGGUCAGCUUGAAGCACUUGACGAAGAGUUUGGAGAGGCUUUUGAUCGUCAAAAUGGCGCUAUAUCAGAGUUUCUCUCGGGCUACUGGCUGACAAGGAUGGAAGAGGUCCUCAGGGACUUGAGCAAACCUCUAUCUGAUGAUGACAGAUAUAAUCUGUUGGGGGCCGGGGUAGUGUCGGACGAGGACACGACUGAUGGUUCUGAAUGUCGUGUUGAGUGUACGGGAUGA